AUGGAGCAGGACAGCGAUGGGAACGAGCCCGUGGACGCGUUUCCGACGCCCGCGUCGCACCCGAUCGACAUUGAUGCGUCAGGCAGCUUUGACUCCUCCGGGAUGAGUGGAAUACAGCCCCUGCCCGCUGCCCCGGGCCCAGUCGAUCUGCGCGGCGCUGUGCUCGCCGAGGGGCUCGGAACGAAGGCGGUGGUCGUCCUCGGCAACGGCGCGCGGUCCGUCCGCGUCCACGUGGGCAUCGACGCCCCUACGUCGCUGCCGGCCCAGCAAGUGUUGGAGGCGCUGGCUUCCGCGCUGGGAGCCGAAGCGUUCGUCCCCGGUCACGCCGCCGCGAUCUGCGCCGUCCAGCACGCCGCGACGCGCUGUUCCGGGCCCCAGGACCUCCACGCGGCGGAGUGGGGGGCCACAGCUAGCGCAAUCCUCACGUGGCUCGGCGUCAGCGGGCAGAACCUUCGCCGAAGCCAAGAGACGGACCGGGGCGGGAGCGGCCGCACCCCGUUCGAGCGUCUCGUGGCCGACUCGGCGCGGCGACGCGGCACCGACGCCACAGGCAGGGCGGUUGCGGCCCUCCUGUCCAACAUCGGGCUUGACGCGCAGCUGGCCGGCUCGACACGCGUGGCGGCCGGCGGACGGGGCGACGCACGGCUUGCUGCUGCCGCGAGCACGCUCCAUGCGCUGUACGAGGCGUGGCGGAUCGAGCCGCUGUGCUGGAGACACCUGCCAGCGCUCGCUGACCUGCUUGGGAGCCUGUGCGCCGCGCUUGGGUGGCGCGCGCACGCGGAGCGGUACUGCCGUGACGGCAUGGCGGUUGCGGUGCCGGACCGAGACGCGAAGGGCGAGCCCGCGGUGGCGGACUUGCUUGAAGGGUGCCGCUUGCUGGCGGCGGGCCGCGUGGAGGCUGCACGCGGGGUGCUGCCGCCGCAGCUCGCAGGAGAGGGACGCCUGUCUGCGGGCGAUAUCAGGAAGGUGCCGACGUGCAUGAGGCUUGCGGUGCGCGUUGUGGCGGCGUACCACGUGCUCGCGGCCCAGGCGCGCGUGGCGGCUGAACUGCGGGUGCGGCGGGCGCGCGAGGGGCGCGCAGCGAGCGCGGACGGUGCGGACGGGGCGGACGCCGUCGUCCUGCUGCGGCGCAUGACGGAGGUCGGCUGGACACCGGGCGAACUCGACCGCGUGGCCGCGGGCGUGGCGCUGCCCUUGCGUCAGGCGCUGUGGGACCUCAAACAGCGGCCCCCGGAGGGACUGACGCCCGCAGCGUACCUGAUCAUCGGCCGCGACGACGUCGCCGCGAUGGCUGCACGCUCGACCGCGUCGGACGGCGACACCGUCGCGCUGGCGUGGGUGAGGAGUCUGCAGGCUUUCGCACGCCCGCAGACAGAACGAUUGCCGGUCCAGGACGCCGAUGACGCAGACGACGAGGCCGUGGUGUCCGCGGACGGCACGCCGGGCGCAGCGCCCUUGCAGGGCCAUGCGAGGCUGCCGCCGUGGUCGCACUCGGUCGUCACCGGGGUGGGUGCGCUGCGCUUCCCCCGGGACCGGCGCGUCGCGGAGGUGGUCGCGCUGCUGGACUCGUCGGCGACGCGGGACGUCUUUCCGCCGUCGAACGACGCCGACGCAGUGCAGACGCUGCUGUACCGGACGGCCGCGCGCACCCUCGGCCUGCCUGCGGGGCGCGGCGCCAUUGCGUUGCACACCGUGCGCGUGUUGCCCAGCACGGUGCUCGCCGCCCCGCGACUCGUCAUCAACGUGCGCCUGCCGCACCAGAACAACGCGAUCGUCGGCCCGGACGAGCGCACGGUGCUCGCCAACACGUCGCGGCCCAACGUGGCCGCGCUGCUUCGCUGGGCGUUCUUCUCGAACGGCGUGGCCGAGGGGCUGCGGGCCUCGCCCGGCGGCGCCGCGGGAUCGCGGUCGUGGGUCGCGCUGCAGCGCGUGACGCUCACGAAGGACGCCCCGACGGAGGUGGUGUUGACGCAGGCGGGCACACUGCUUGGACUCGGGCUGUCCGGGAACCUCGCCUCCCUGUCUUCGACGGACGUGUACACCUUGCUGUCCCUGGACCAGCAGCCGACGACCAUGGCGACGCUGCUCGGCACAGCGGCGUCGCGGCGCGGCUCCAUGGACACGUCGUUCUCGCGGAUGCUCUUCCUCCACAUCCCGUCCCGCCACCCGGCCUCCUACCCAGAGAUCGACGUCGUACCCCUGACUCAGUCUGCCGCAGUGCUGGGCGUCGGACUCCUCUUCCAAGGGUCCUGCCACCGCCUCAUGUCCGAGGUGCUGCUCGAGGAGAUCCACCCGCCCCCGUGGGACACGCCCGCACCCCCCAGCGGCGCGCCGAGCGGGUCUCGAGAGGGCUACGCGCGCUCGGCUGGUCUGGGGCUCGGGCUGGUGCUGCUGUGCUCGGGGGGGCGGGCGCCCGGGCUUGCCGACCUGAACAUCGAAAGUCGGCUGCGCGCACUGAUGACGGGCGGCGUGGACCCGUCGACGGGCGCGCACGCCGCCACGAUUCGAAAGGUGGGGCAGCCGGCCAAGACCAGGCGCGCGGAGGACGACGUGUGCGACGCGGCGCGGAGCAACAUGCGGCGCGUCAAGGCGUCGAGCACGACGCUCGAAGGCGACCUGCCGGCGCUCGACAUCACGUGUCCCGGCGCGACGAUGGCCCUUGCGCUGAUGUACCAUCGAACGAACGACAUGCGCGCCGCGUCGUGGUUCGAUCCGCCGGCGUCGGCUGCGGGGCUUGACCUCGUCCGGCCGGACAUGUUGCAGCUACGAACGACCGCGUGGUGCCUCGUCGCUUGGGACUCGGUCGGCAACACACCUGACUUCAUUCAGAGCCGCCUUCCGCCGACGCUCAAGGGCCGCCUCGCGGACCUCUUGUCGCCGCCGGAACCAGGAGACGAUAUUGAUGGCCUCGAGAGGAAGCUGGCGAGGGACGGCGAGGACCUCGCGUCCAAGACUGCCGGCCACCUGAGCAUGAUCACCGGGCUCGGGCUCGGCGUCGGUCUGCGGUACGCGGGCAGCGGAGACGCACAAGCCGCGCGGACCAUCCGCGGGGAGAUCGAGCACAUUCUUGACUGCAUGCGGCUCAUCCACGGCGUGACGGGCCACGCCCUGAAGGCGGGCAUCAGUCGCUACGCGGCCGAGGGAGCCCUGGCAACUCUCGCAAGCGCACUGGGCAUGAUCAUGGCGGGCACGGGCGACCUCGAGUGCGUGAAGCUGCUGCGCGCGAUGUCGCUCAGGAACGCGAAGGAAAUGACAUCGGACCACCACGCCACGCUGUCCCUGGCGCUCGGCAUGCUGUUCCUCGGCGGCGGCUCGAUGACGCUCGAGCAGUCCCCGGCGGCGACCGCGGCCCUGGCCAUUGCCUUCUUCCCAGACUUCUCGUCCGCGCUGGGGUCCAUCCAGCGGCACCUGUACGCGAUGGCCGCGGUGCCCAGGAGCGUCACCGCGAUUGACGUCGACACGCGCCUCCCGGUGCAAGUCCCGAUCUCCAUCACGGCCACGUCCGAGGCAGCGAGCGGCCACGACGCGAGCAUGGCGGCAGACGAUCAGCACGCGGCGCUCGACACCCACGCCACCGCGCCGUGGCUGCUCCAGGAGCGCUCCAGGAUCCAGGCCCUGCGCACGAUGGGGCCGCGGUACCUUCCGCUCGUGCUGGGCGACGGCGCCAGCAUCGACGCCCUGUUCCGCCAGCGCGUCCUGCUCGUCAAACGGCAGGCCGGGUCGCUGCCCUACGCGCGAGACGAGUCCGGAAUGCGGUCGCUCGCUCUUACGGCUCGCCUGCCGCGCACCGCGUCCCCCGCGAACGGGCACGGAACCGUUGCAGACGCCAGCUUGGAGGAAGCAUGUUGUCUCUUCGGGUCUGAUCCAUGCCUGUCCGCCCUCGCGCGCGACUGCACGAGGGGCUUCGCGGGGGCGAUGCGGGGUGUCGAGCCCGGGCUGUUCGAGGCCAUGCUGAGGCGCGCGCUGCUCGAGGGGACGGAGGAGUCCCUGACUCUCUGCCUGGCCCUCCUCUCCGACGUGACGAGCGCGUGCGACGCGGCGCGGCGCGCCGGCGACAGCUACCUGCCCGCGCUGGUCGGCCACGUGAUCGGAGUGGCGCUCACGCACGCCGGGAUGGCCGAGGUGGCCGACGCGCGCCACUGCGGCCCGCUGGUACCUCCGGAGGUGUUGCGGCACCUGUGGGAUGCGCUGCUGGCCGCCACGCUCGAGGGCGGCGCGGGCAGUGCGCUCAGACGGUGGCUGGCUGGGGAUGCGUCGGGCGGCGCUGCGCCUGGGGCGGCCGUGACCGGCUGGAUGGCGCUGGCGGGCCUGCGCAGCUGGGACGGCCUGGAGUGCGCGUUGCGGCAGGCUGACGCGGUCGGGAGCGUCGCGGUGGCUGCUUGGGCGGUGGGGUCAGGUGGGAGCGUCGGGGGCGGGUGGAAGCUGCUGAGCGCCCUCGAGGAGCUGCGGAAAGAUCCUGGAUUCUGA
Molecule: messenger RNA, 4467 nt
Organism: Pedinophyceae sp. YPF-701
Lineage: Eukaryota; Viridiplantae; Chlorophyta; Pedinophyceae
Source: the annotation of a GenBank genome assembly